Molecule: messenger RNA, 2205 nt
Organism: Myotis myotis
Lineage: Eukaryota; Metazoa; Chordata; Mammalia; Chiroptera; Vespertilionidae
Product: zinc finger protein 883-like
Exons: 4
Coding region: 179-2056 (625 amino acids)
Biological process (GO): regulation of DNA-templated transcription
Source: RefSeq, a predicted model, not a curated record
UCUAACAGCUGGUGAUUAAUUUCUCUACUGCUGAUGUUCUUGCCUUUGCAGGUUGUUUUUCUUUCCUUAUUUCAUUACUUUAUUCAUCACUAGAGGCCUGGUGCACGAAAUUCAUGCAAGGGUUAGAGGGUCCCUCAGCCCGUCCUGCCCCCUCACACAUUCCGGGACCCCUCGGGCAAUGUCCAAAAACCAGCAGUUGGACAUCCGUCUUGUAAUCCAGGACGCUGCAUGCUUGGUGACCAUACUUUUCAUACAGGAACCAUUGACCUUUAGGGAUGUGGCCAUAGAUUUCUCUCAGGAGGAGUGGGAAUGCCUGGACCCAGCUCAGCGGAAAUUGUACAUGGAUGUGAUGUCAGAGAACUACAGCAACUUGGCCUUCCUCGCUAUGUCAUCUAAAGAUAACCAGGUCCUUAUGCCAAAGCCCGGACUACAAGAUUUAUUCCCUGAAAUAAUACUGAGUACACAUAAAGGAGAUUGCACUUGCCAAUGGAUUGAACAUUGGGAAAAUUUUAAGCAGGAGUCUUAUCUUAAUCAUCGGACAAGUGAGCUCGCAGAGGACCAUUAUAAAGGUGGAAAAGUCUUUGAGCAAAUGUCCAGUCACAAGAUACAUCAGUUUAUUCCUAUUGUGGAGAAGACACACAAAGGAAGUAAAUGUGUCCAGUCUUUUCAGCAGUCUUCAAAUUACAGUGAACAAGAGAAUGUUCAUACUGGGGAGGAGGCUUACAAAUGGAAUCCUUGUGGCAGAAUCUCCAGUCAAGUAUUCAAUCUAAAUAAAAUGAAAAAAAUCCAUAGUGGAGAAAAACCUUAUAAAUGUAAAGAUUCUGGUAAAACAUGUAAUUGGCUGUCAGGUUGCACUGCAAAUCAGAGAAUUUAUACUGGAGAGAAGACUUCCAAAUGUACAGAAUGUGGCAAAGCCUUCGGUAGAUCCUCAUACCUUAUUACGCAUCAGAGAGUUCAUACUGGAGAGAAGCCUUAUAAAUGUUCAGAAUGUGGCAAAGCAUUCAGUGAGUCCACAAAGUUUAAUCAACAUCAGAAAGUUGAUACUAGAGAGAAGCCUUACAAAUGUGGAGAAUGUGGCAAAGCCUUUGGCAGCUCUUCACUUCUUACUAAACAUCAGAGAGUUCAUACUGGAGAGAAGCCUUAUAAAUGUACAGAAUGUGGCAAAGCCUUCAGCCAAUCCUCAACCCUUAUUGGUCAUCAGAGAGUUCACACUGGAGAGAAGCCUUAUAAAUGUAAAGAAUGUGGCAACACUUUUGGUAGAUCCUCACACCUUAUUAUGCAUCAGAGAGUUCAUACUGGAGAGAAGCCUUAUAAAUGUGCAGAAUGUGGCAAAGCAUUCAGGGACUCCUCACAGCUUUAUCGACAUCAGAGAGUUCAUACUGGAGAGAAGCCUUAUAAAUGUACAGAAUGUGGCAAAGCAUUCAGAGAUUCCUCACACCUUAAUCGACAUCAGAGAAUACAUACUGGAGAGAAGCCUUAUAAAUGUACAAAAUGUGGCAAAGCAUUCAGGGUCUUCUCACAGCUUGAUCAACAUCAGAACGUUCAUACUGGAGAGAAGCCUUAUAAAUGUGGAGAAUGUGGCAAAGCCUUUGGCAGCUCUUCACUUCUUACUAAACAUCGGAGAGUUCAUACUGGAGAGAAGCCUUAUAAAUGUACAGAGUGUGGCAAAGCCUUUAGCCAUUCCUCAGACCUUACUGGUCAUCAGAGAGUUCACAUUGGAGAGAAACCUUAUAAAUGUAGAGAAUGUGACAAAGCCUUUGGUAGAUCCUCACAACUUAUUAUGCAUCAGAGAGUUCAUACUGGAGAGAAGCCUUAUAAAUGUACAGAAUGUGGCAAAGCAUUCAGGGACUCCUCACAGCUUUAUCGACAUCAGAGAGUUCAUACUGGAGAGAAGCCUUAUAAAUGUACAAAAUGUGGCAAAGCAUUCAGGGUCUCCUCACAGCUUAAUCGACAUCAAAAAGUUCAUACUGGUGAGAAGCCUUAUAAAUGUACAAAAUGUGGCAAAGCCUUUAGGCAUUCUUCAUCCCUCACUUAUCAUCAGAGAGUUCAUACUUGAGAGAAGUCUUCCAGAUGUGAGGAGUGUUGGAAGUGUUUACCAGGGAGAAGUUAGUGAAUAUCACAAAAUUCGUACUGGGAUGACGCCAAAUAAAUGUGCAAAAUAUAAAAACGCCUUUCCGGGCUAUUUAGAUAUUACUGUACAUGAGA